Molecule: messenger RNA, 2213 nt
Organism: Caenorhabditis auriculariae
Lineage: Eukaryota; Metazoa; Nematoda; Chromadorea; Rhabditida; Rhabditidae
Source: the annotation of a GenBank genome assembly
AUGGAUACAUUAAGAUGGCCUGCCAUCAUUUUUCGGCGUUUGGAUGUGUUCUUCUUGAUAAAAGGGUCCUCCCUAGGGAUCAAAAGAACUGGUCAUGUGCCGGCCACCACCUACGUGUCGCCGAUUCCUCGCAAGGCCUACGAAAGAAGUCGAAGCGCUUCCAGAAGAGGAAUCGACCUUCUGAAAGAGGCGACCACGCCGCCCGGUAUCAAGGUUAGCUUCCACAUCAACCUGGCCACACUCCUUUGUCCAGGUGCAUGAAGCGUCGUCGAACAGAGCCUUCGACCUCCGACAUUCGCGAUGUCGCGUCGAGAAGAUGACGACGACGGGAGCUCGACGGGUGUCGCCUCCAGACUUUGGGAAACUCCAUGCGCAGGUUUUCAAUUCAAGACUCCGUUCAUAGAUGGGCAAGUACAGAACUCCUUCGAGGAGGGUUAGUUUACACAACUAUGUCGAAAAUCAGGAAUACGAUGAUCUUUCAACUUCAGGAAUCUCUACAGUGUUAAAAAUCAAUAUCAUAAAUGAACCUUUCAUUUCAAUUUUUUUAAUGAAUAAAUUUUUUUCAAAUUUGCAUUCAUAAACUCCAGAUGGAUGAGAAACUGCGGAAAACUUCUCCGAAGCCGACAACAGUCGCCGUGCCGUUCAACUUCGUCAAGCCGCCCGUGUCGCGACAUCGCGACUGUGUCGCAGAGACGACAUCGCCUCAGCCCAAGCCUUGGCGACGUUCCAAAUCUUCGGUUUCACGGACGCCAGUCGUCGUUUCGAACUAUGCGGCUCAGCUUCGAGAAGAGCUCAAUAGGUAAACCAGCCUAGGAACGUCAGAGUGCUCCCCAGAGUGGUAAACUUAGAGACUUAUUUAGGCUCCUCUCAAGGAACCACUUAAGUUUCAGGAGUUAGACUCUAAACCUAUAGAGACCAUUUAAAUUAUAGCCUUCCGUCAACUGUAGGUUUUUUCUUCUACUCCUAGAGUGAUCACUAUGGCGUUCGUAAGAAUGAAAGGAAAGUUUUAAAAUGUAUCAUUUCGAAGGGCGAAGCAAACCGAGAUCAAUGGAAACAACAACGGAAACGUGUGGUCGGAGACUAACAAACAGAAGGUGGCCGCUUUUCUUGCAUCGCGGAGCAAGAGCAGCGAGGACAUUGCGGCGAGGACCAGAGAGAAAAUGUGAGAUUUCUUGAAAAAUAUCUUCAAGAACCAGUGAAGAAAAAAAAACAACAAAACUUCAAUUAACCUCAAAACUUGUCCGCUUGAAAAUUUCUCUCUAAGCUAGUUUGUGUAGACUGCAGUUUUCUGUACAUUUCAGGCUUAAUUUCAUUUACAUAUAAUAUAUGAUCUUCAUUAUUCAAGAUCUGAAAGUUGUUAAGGGUCUUUCCAAACUCCAAACUAUUGAUGGAACAUAUUCACGACUUUUUUGAAAAAAUAAAGAGAAGUUUAAUUUCAAAUCACACCAUUCAAUCGUUAUUUCUUUUGUCCAGUCAAAAGCAUUUCCUUUCUUCCGAUAAAUCACUAAUUAUCUGAAGCUAGCCUCGAAUCGAGUAUUAACUUCAUUAUGGAAUCAUUGCAGGCAGCAGCAAAAAGAACGGACGCGCGACUAUUUGCGACAACUAGCCGAAAUGAAGCAAAGGUACCAGAAGAACCUUAGUCGUUUUCAUAGGAGUCAAGUUGUUCACUGUUUCAAAACUCCAAAAGUUUGGAGUAAAAUUGUUCAAUUUUUUUUCCUAUCAAGACGCGAUAGUUGCCUAAAAGAAGCGUCUGAAGAGAAUAUUUCAGAGUUUUAAACGGUCCCCUGGUCAUGGAAAGACAGACGGCGCUGGCACAGGAGCACCGUUUCCAACGUCGGUUCCAACAGCGGAUGAGAAGCGCCAAUCUACGGAUCGAUACCGAGAAAAAUGUGAAUUCAUUAACCCGAUUUCAGGAAGGAAAAAGUCAUUUUUAGAACAAUCACAAGCGACUAUCGCGUCACGACUCCCAGGCUUCUAACGCGACUUUUGUCGCCGUCGGGCAUUCCUCGAAUCAAGAUCAUCAAGACAGUCUCCAGAAUCCCUACGACGAUUCUUCCGAAUCUGAACUCGCUCCUUCCAAGGAAAAGUCCUCCGCACAGAAUUCGGAACGAAGUUCGGUUUCUUCUGGAAGUUCAUCGUCAAAAUCUUCCGCUUCUUCUUCGGCCUCCACGUCUUCUUCAGCUUCUUCCCACGGCUCCCGCUCAACUUCCUGA